This is a messenger RNA of Sebastes umbrosus (honeycomb rockfish), 3206 nucleotides long. It is a transcript of the gene opn5, whose product is annotated as opsin 5. Gene Ontology annotation, biological process: G protein-coupled receptor signaling pathway. Gene Ontology annotation, cellular component: membrane. Gene Ontology annotation, molecular function: G protein-coupled receptor activity. The transcript is spliced from 8 exons. The record is from RefSeq and is a predicted model, not a curated record. The coding region runs from base 491 to 1555 and encodes 354 amino acids. Lineage: Eukaryota; Metazoa; Chordata; Actinopteri; Perciformes; Sebastidae.
UUCCCCUUUUUGCAUUUCCCCCCUUAAUUAUUUCUGUAUUCUUUUCUCUAUACAUUUCUGUCCUCCAGCUGAGUCUCUUUGAGAGUCGAGGUGAAAUAUCAACACGUUGGGGGUUGGGGUUUUAUUGUGAAAUAUUGGACCAGAAGUUGUGCUUGUCUUCACUCCCUGGUGUGUGUGGACUUGUCCUGACUGUAUAUAAAUAAACCAUCAUCAGACAGCCGGCAGACUGACUGGAUGCUGCUGCUCUCCAGAGGAGUCAGAGAGUCAGAGAGUUAGAGAGAGGAUCAGAGGACCAGUUGAAGCUGAAACCACACCGGAAUAUAUUUACACAUGUUUGAGUCACCGGGACCGGACCGGACCAGACCGGACCGGGACUGACUGCUGAUAUACUCUUCUAACAGAGGAAGAGUUGAUCUGUGGAGGAUUAAAAUCUGCUCCUGUCGGGAUGACUGAUGACCGAUGAACACAAGGACAUUCCCUACUGACGGCAAUGAUGGAGAACGAGACGUGGCCGCACCCUUUGUACGUCCCCCAUUACCUCCUCCGCGACGACCCCUUCGCCUCGAGGCUCUCCAGAGAGGCGGACAUCGUCGCGGCUUGUUACAUCUGCAUCAUAGGAAUCAUGUCUGCAACAGGGAAUGGCUAUGUCAUUUAUAUGACCAUCAAACGCAAGACCAAGUUGAAGCCUCCUGAGCUCAUGACCGUUAAUCUAGCCAUCUUCGACUUUGGCAUAUCAGUGACGGGAAAGCCCUUCUUCGUCGUAUCUUGUUUCGCCCACCGCUGGUUGUUCGGCUGGGAGGGCUGUCGUUUCUACGGCUGGGCAGGCUUCUUCUUUGGUUGUGGGAGCCUCAUCACGAUGACCGUGGUCAGUCUGGACCGGUACCUCAAGAUCUGCCAUCUCAGUUACGGCACAUGGCUAAAACGCCACCACGCCUUCCUGUGCCUGGUCUUCGUGUGGGUGUAUGCGGCGUUCUGGGCCACCAUGCCCCUGGUCGGCUGGGGGAACUACGCCCCGGAGCCCUUCGGGACCUCCUGCACAUUGGACUGGUGGCUGGCGCAGGCCUCCGUGUCGGGCCAGUGCUUCGUCAUGGCCAUCCUGUUCUUCUGUCUCGUCCUCCCCACGGGCAUCAUCGUCUUCUCCUACGUCAUGAUCAUCUUCAAGGUCAAGUCCUCCGCGAAGGAGAUAUCGCACUUUGACGCCCGCAUCAAAAACAGCCACAACCUUGAGAUGAAACUGACAAAGGUGGCAAUGCUGAUCUGCGCCGGCUUCCUGAUUGCAUGGAUCCCUUACGCGGUGGUGUCAGUGGUGUCGGCGUUCGGCGAACCGGACUCGGUGCCCAUCCCCGUGUCGGUCAUUCCCACGCUGCUGGCCAAGUCCUCAGCCAUGUACAACCCCAUCAUCUACCAGGUCUUGGACUUGAAGAAUUCCUGCGCAAAGUCCUCCUGUUUUAAGUCCCUGAAGAAACGCAGGCCUUUUAGAAAGUCGAGGUUCUACGCCAUCUCCGGCUCGUUAAAGGACACUCCGCCAGCCAAAGAAGCUCACAUCGAGAGAUGAAGCCCCUGAACUCUGCAAGUUCAUCAAGAAUCAGACAGUAACAACUCAAUACUCCAACGUCACCAUUGGACUAUUCUGCACUUCGGAUUAUGUCCAAUGACGUUUCUUUCUUACGUCCUGUGUCAACGUUUUUAAAAUUCUUCCUUUUCUGCAAUAUCUGCAUAUUAUGGAACUAUGGUAUGGUUAAGAUAAGGGAAAGUCAUGAAUCACAAUCAGUUAAGAUGUGGCUAGAGUAAAAGCGUUUGGUAUGCUGCUCGACAGAUGGUCGGCAAUUUUCAACAAUUUCUUUAACUUUCUGAAGCUGACAAUCCAAUGAUUUAUUCUUUACUGUUUCUGUCACUUUUCAUGUGCACACUUGAUCGCAACUCUAUGAACGUCUUCCAGGAGAGACCGAAGUUUGGCAACUACCAUAUACAAAGUACUUAUAAAUAUAUAUACAUUUUAGGGCUGUCACAAAAUUAACGCGAUAACGCGUUCAUUCGUUUUUAACGCCGCUAAUUUCUUUAACACAAUUUUAAAUUUUUAGCGGGCUCAGUUUUAAAGUGAAGAUUCCAAUACAUACAUAUCCAUAAACCAACAGUGAAGAUAUCGAUUAAAAGCCCUAUAUAUAUAUAUAUAUAUAUAUAUAUAUGGCUAUAUAUACAGAUACCACCCCUCGUGGGGUGGUAUCUGUGUCUUCCUCAAGCUCGGCUCCUCUACCAUUGGAGUUUGAAAGGGUUCUGUGCAGUAUCUUAGCUGUUCCUAGGACUGCGCUCUUCUGGACUGAGGCUUAAGAUGUCGUUCCUGGAAUCUGCUGGAGCCACUCUCCCAGUUUGGGGGUCACGUCGGCUUUGACCUUCCACAUUUGUUCCAGCUGUUCUUUCAACCCUUGAUACUUCUCAACCUUUUCAUGUUCCUUCUUCCUGAUGUUGCUGUCAGCUGGUAUCACCACAUCUAUCACCACUGCCCUCUUCUGCUGUUCGUCAACCACCAAUAUGUCCAGGUUGGUUAGCCAGCAGCUGCUUGUCAGUCUGGAACCUGAAGUCCCACAGGACCUUAGCCCCUGUUGUUCUCAACCACCUUCGGGUGGUAUGUCCCAUUGGGAUUUGGGUACUUCUAGUCCGUACUGGGUACAGAUGUUCCUGUGCACUAUCCCAGCCACUUGGUUGUGCCUCUCCAUGUACACUGAUCCAGCUUGCAUCUUACACCCUGCUACUAUGUGCUGGACGUCUCAGGGGCAUCUUUGCACAGCCUGCACCUUGGGUCUGAUCUGCUAUGGUAGAUCCUGGUCUGAUCUGCUUUGGUAGAUCCUGCCCUCUAUGGCCCUUGUGCUUAGGGUCUGUUCUUGUCCUGCCAUGAUUAGUGCUUCUGUGCUGUCUGCCAGUCCAGCGUUUUCCAGCCAUUGGUAGGUCUUCUUGAUAUCAGCCACUUCCUCUAUCUGAUGGUGGUACAUGCCAUGUAGGGGCUUGUCCUUCCAUGUUGUCUGCUCCUCUUCCUCUUCACUAUCAUCAGGUUUCUGCUGUCUUAGGUAUUCACUUAGCGGCUCAUCAUCUGGGGCCAUCUUCUUGAUGUACUCCUGGAUUUUCGAUGUUUCAUCCUGGACAGUGGCUCCGACGCUCGCUACUCCUCAGCCUCCCUCUUUCCGCUUAUUAUAUAUAUAUAUAUAUAUAUU